AUGUGGAUCAAUGCUUUCCUUGUUUCUGUGCUUUGCAUUGGCUGGGUCAAAAAGAAAAUCCUGAACUCUAAUGAGAAGAUCUUGCUGCUACUGGGAUGUUGCAGGUUUUGGUAUUUAUGCAUCUCAUGGGUAUAUUAUUUUCUUUUAAUAAUACAUCCCAAUCACUUUUGUGUUCCUCUCCUACUUGAAUCUCUUGCAGGUUUUCAAACCUUUUUUAUUGUUCAAACAAUGGGUUUUAGCCUGUCUUUGCAUGUUUUUUAUUGUAUAAAAAUUGCCAAUUUCAGGAACAGGUUCUUCAUCUACCUGGAAGUAAAAAUUGACAAGAUUGUGCCAUGGCUCAUGUAAUCUGUGCUUUUGGCCUUUAUUUUCAGCAUUCAUGUCUACCACAUCUCUAAUGAAACACAGUGUAGCAAUCACAAUUACAGCAGUGAACGAUAUUAUCUGAAACACAUUAUCAGAGUGGAUGAAUAUUUCAGCCUAUUUUUUGUCAUAGGAUUUGUGUUUUCCACUUCAUUAACAGCAGUUGUCUUUUUUGCUGUUUUCCUUCUCUUUUCUCUCUGGAGACACAAGCGCAAGAUGCAGACAAACUCCAUGAAAUACCUCAGCAUGGAUGCCCACAUCAAAGCAAUGAAAUCAAUUCUCUCCUUCUUAGUGAUGUACAGCAUCAACUUUAUAAUUUUUAUUUUGACACUGAUUUAUGCAAGGAAGAAAGAAAAUCAUCAAUCCUAA
Molecule: messenger RNA, 729 nt
Organism: Vidua chalybeata
Lineage: Eukaryota; Metazoa; Chordata; Aves; Passeriformes; Viduidae
Product: taste receptor type 2 member 10-like
Biological process (GO): G protein-coupled receptor signaling pathway; detection of chemical stimulus involved in sensory perception of bitter taste; sensory perception of taste
Cellular component (GO): membrane
Molecular function (GO): bitter taste receptor activity; G protein-coupled receptor activity
Source: RefSeq, a predicted model, not a curated record